This is a messenger RNA of Apiotrichum porosum, 1047 nucleotides long. Its product is annotated as S-glutathionyl-(chloro)hydroquinone reductase. The record is from RefSeq and is a predicted model, not a curated record. Bases 1 to 1047 code for a protein of 348 amino acids. Gene Ontology annotation, molecular function: glutathione transferase activity. The transcript is spliced from 6 exons. Gene Ontology annotation, cellular component: cytoplasm. Lineage: Eukaryota; Fungi; Basidiomycota; Tremellomycetes; Trichosporonales; Trichosporonaceae.
AUGGGCAUUACUGACUGGGCCGACAAGAAGGAUGGCGCUUUCAAGCGCCAGGUGUCGAGCUUCCGCGACCACAUUGAGCCCAACGGCCAGUUCCCGCCGGAGAAGGACCGCUACCACCUCUACGUCUCGUACGCAUGCCCCUGGGCCCACCGUACCCUCAUCGUUCGCAAGCUGAAGGGUCUGGACGAGUUUAUCGACGUCUCCGUUGUCCACCCUCAGAUGCUCGAUGGCGGCUGGCACUUUGAGACCCCUGAGAACGCCGAAAAGGAGGCCAAGCCCGCCUCUGCCCACGACUUUGACUCGUUCCCCGCUGCGACUGCCGACAAGCUCCACGGGUUCAACUAUGUCUCCGAGCUGUACAAGAAGGCGCAGCCCGACUAUGCCGCUCGCUUCACCGUCCCCGUCCUCUGGGACAAGAAGGAGAACACGAUCGUGAGCAACGAGUCGGCGGAGAUCAUCCGCGACUUGACUCAGGCGUUCGACUCGCUCCUUCCCGAGGGCGCUGCCAAGGACCUCGACCUCUACCCCGAGGAGCUGCGCGGCGAGAUUGACUCUUUCAACGAGUGGGUCUACGACGGCAUCAACAACGGUGUCUACAAGUGCGGCUUCGCUACGUCCCAGACGGCCUACAGUGCUGCUGCCGAGCAGCUCGCCAAGUCGCUGGACCGUGUCGAGGACAUUCUCUCGGAUGGCCGCGACUACUUCAUCGCAGGCCGCCUGACCGAGGCCGACGUUCGCCUCUUCACCACCAUUGUCCGUUACGACCCCGUCUACUAUGUCCACUUCAAGUGCAACUGGGGUCUUAUCCGCCACGACUACCCCAACAUCAACCGCUGGCUCAAGAACCUUUACUGGAACAACCCUGCGUUCAAGGACACCACCAACUUUGAGCACAUCAAGGAGCACUACUACUACUCCCACGCGCAGAUCAACCCGUACAGGAUCGUCCCGUACGGCCCCAACGUCGACAUUGAGCCCCUCGACGACAGCAAGCGCAAGCGUGGUGACGCCGGCGACGGCGCCAACAAGGCUGCCAAGAACGCCUAA